AAGGAUGAAGCAAGUUUGUGCCCAAAAAUUGGACUUGAUUAAUUUCAAAAAAUUAAGUGAAGUUGCCAACAAUAACCCAAGCCCAUUACAUCUCUCGGCUUAAGUCUUCAAUCUUCAGUGUUCCAUGUCCAAAAGAGGAAAAUUUUCAGUGUUCGGAUAUUAUAUAUAAACUCAACUGGCAAAUUUCCCGCCAAUUUGUUUCGCACUUCGUCAAAUCAGAGAAAGAAACCAAACCCUAGACUCUAGAGAGAGGGAGAGAAGCCAUGGAAGAGGAAAUCAAGUCAGAAUUCAGAAAAGCCGGGUUCAACCUUGAGGAAGAAGAAGAAAUACUGAACAAGUGUAUGACUUUCUGCAUCAACUACAGCCUCAGCCCUGCAGAUCUCGUCUCAAACUGGGAGGUUUAUUACCUCAACAGACAACUGAAUGAGCCAACAGUGCAAAAUGCUGAAAUGGAUGGCUUUUUGAUGCACCUGCAGACUAACAAGAAAGAAGAAGUUAUAAAGGAGGAAUCUAAUUUGCAUAGUUACUCUAUCAGAGAUGUAGAAAUGGUCUUAAAUAAUGAUGAUGAUGCUAAGUUUAGUACUCCUGGGACUCCAACAAAUAAUGAUGAACAUCUUCGUUCACCUGCACACGAAGCAAUGUCUCUAACACAUGGGAAUAUUUUAUCUUCUGGAAAACCAACUGAGCUGGUGACACCCUUUUCAAAGCGAACUGAUAGGUUUGCUGUGAAAUUUAGCAUCAACACAGUGCCUGAUAUAGAGAAUGAAAUACAAGUGCCGAAUCAUGAGAUCGAUGAGGAUGAUGUUAUUAGGAAAGUUAUGCCUUGUAAAAGGUGUUCAUUGGUGGUUCAUGGAUCAGGGCCUAAACGUGGUUGCAGAUUCAUGCAUGAUAGGACAGAGGAUAGGAUGAAUGUAAUAGAAAAUCGAAUUCGCAAACAUACAAGGGCCCUUGUUGCUUCUGGGAUUUAUGGAGAACCAACAGACCCUACAAUUGCUUCACAGAGAAGCAUUUUUGCUGUCGGUAUGGUUUGCUGUGAUGCAGAAGGCCGUCUAAAUGACAAGUCUGUCAUGCUGCAGGGCAGUGUUGAACAUUCUGGAGGAGAAUGUGUUCGUCUGGACUUGCAACGCUUAAGCCAUUUUUCAAUUUUCCCUGGGCAGGUUGUUGGUAUUGAAGGGCAUAAUCCUAGUGGGCAUUGCUUAGUUGCAUCUAAAUUGGUAGAUUCUAUACCACCUACCUCUGUUGCUGAUGAUAAGGAUUUGAAUCCAGCAAAGAAGCUAGCUAUUGAUAAAAGUCAACCAAUUGAUAUUACUUCUAAAAAGACAGAGUUGUCCAUGAUUAUUGCAGCAGGCCCUUUUACAACAACAGACAAUUUAUUUUUUGAGCCCCUUGUAGAAUUGUUAGCAUAUGCAAAGCGAAGACAGCCACAGUUACUCGUAUUGUUGGGACCAUUUGUUGAUUCUGAACACUCCAACAUUAAGAAAGGAACCGUUGACAGAACCUUUGAUGAAAUAUUUCAUAACGACAUCCUGAGCAAGUUACAAGAUUAUGUAGAAUGUAUGGGUGCUGCUGCACGUGUUCUUCUUGUACCAUCUAUACGAGAUGCGAACCAUGAUUUUGUUUUCCCUCAGCCUGAACUGGAUAUCAAUCUUCCUGAUCUCAAAUCUCAGAUAAUCAGUCUCACUAAUCCUGGAAUCUUUGAGGCAAACGAGGUCAAAGUUGGUUGCUGCAGUGUAGAUAUUCUCAAGCAGAUCAGUGGGGAAGAGAUAUCACGAACUGCGCCAGAUGGACAACCUACUGAUCGCUUGAGUAGGCUUGCAAAUCAUAUUCUUAGCCAGCAAAGCUUUUAUCCACUUUAUCCGCCGGCAGAAGGUGUUCCUUUGGAUUUUUCUCUUGCACCAGAAGCCCUUCAACUCCCGUUGGUUCCAGAUCUUCUUAUCUUGCCUUCGGAUAUCAAGUACUUUGUCAAGGUGCUUAAUGUGGGAAGUGAAGAGACAAACUGCAAGAAAUGCAUUGCUGUGAAUCCAGGAAGACUAACAAAGGGAGAAGGAGGGGGUACUUUUGUAGAGCUUGAUUAUCGUGGUGGUUCCGACAAAAUUAAUGCAUCAGUUAUUGGCAUAUGAAUAGUUUCGGAGCAUCUGUAGUCAGGAGGUAUCCUGUAUCCACUAGUAGAAGCAAUCUUAUUUUUGGCUCAGUCAGAAUUUGAAUUGAUUCAAAUGGUGACUCGCUUCAUCACGGGGAAGUGUUCCUUUAUGUAUCAUGAGUUGUACAUAAUUUUGCUGUGCAUUGUUAUAUUAUAUUGAAAGUAACUCGGAAUUCGUGACGUUAUUGGUAUUCAUUGUUUUAUAUAAAACAAUUUUAUUAUACUACGUGCCUUCCUCUGUAAGUAUACUCUUGGAAAUCAGGAAAUGACAUAGUAAUGUAUGUGCCUUUAAGCUUCACAGGAGCACUUGUGCAGUUGUAAAUUAAGUUAUGAAGAGAACAGCAUAUGCCAAAUAGUUGCUUAGCUAUAGCCACGAAACAUCUUGUUUUAUUUAUCACUUCACGUAUUAAUUACGUGAACUAAUUGUGUAAAAUGCAUAAAUAAACUGGCUCCCUUAAAAGCAGGUCCAAAAGGAAGAGCUACUACUCGAAGCAUGAGUUGCUUAAAAUAUAAAAGUUAAAUUAAACCUAUUUUGUUAAAAUGACCAAAAUGCAACCACACCCAAAAUACAAUCUGUUUCGAAGCUUGCCUGCACUACACCUUUGGUUUUGUCGAAAAGCUAAAAUGAGAUUUUAAUAAAA
Molecule: messenger RNA, 2781 nt
Organism: Arachis ipaensis
Lineage: Eukaryota; Viridiplantae; Streptophyta; Magnoliopsida; Fabales; Fabaceae
Gene: POLA2
Product: DNA polymerase alpha 2
Biological process (GO): DNA replication; DNA replication initiation
Cellular component (GO): alpha DNA polymerase:primase complex
Molecular function (GO): DNA binding
Source: RefSeq, a predicted model, not a curated record